Messenger RNA from Pteronotus mesoamericanus, 1658 nucleotides. It is a transcript of the gene NKX3-1, whose product is annotated as NK3 homeobox 1. Gene Ontology annotation, biological process: regulation of transcription by RNA polymerase II; cell differentiation. Gene Ontology annotation, molecular function: RNA polymerase II cis-regulatory region sequence-specific DNA binding; DNA-binding transcription factor activity, RNA polymerase II-specific. The record is from RefSeq and is a predicted model, not a curated record. Gene Ontology annotation, cellular component: nucleus. NCBI's taxonomy places the organism in Eukaryota, Metazoa, Chordata, Mammalia, Chiroptera, Mormoopidae.
AUGGGAAGUCGGCGCGGCGCGCGCCCCCAGGGCUAUAAGCGCGCGCGGGCGGCGGAAAGUGAAAGUGGGGCGGCGGCCGCAGGCGCAGCCGCUGGUCGCGUUGGGUGCCGCCGAACCAGCGGGAUGCUCAGGGCUCCGGAGCCGCGGCCCGGGCAGGCGGGAGCGGUCACCCAGGCCAAGCCGCCCACCUCCUUCCUCAUCCAGGACAUCCUGCGGGACAGCAGCGAGCGGCGCGGCAGCCACAGGGACAGCCCGCGGCCCCGGCCCCCGCCCCCGCACCAGCGGGCCGCGGGGCGACACCCCGAGCCGGAGCCCCAGGGGGGAAGUGGGGUCGCCGGAGCGCAGGAGGAUGAGCCGAGCCCUCGGCCCGGCGCCGCGCCCGGGGAGGCCGAGUCGCCGGCGGAGACCGAGCCAGAUAGGCACUUGGAGACUUAUCUGUUGGACUGUGAAAACACUUCAGCCAGCUCCCCGAGCCUCGCCCAAGCUCCCAAGCAGCCGCAGAAGCGCUCCCGCGCCGCCUUCUCCCACACUCAGGUGGUGGAGUUAGAGAGGAAGUUCAGCCACCAGAAGUACCUGUCAGCCCCUGAAAGGGCUCACCUGGCCAGGAACCUCAAGCUCACCGAGACCCAGGUGAAAAUAUGGUUCCAGAACAGACGCUAUAAGACCAAGCGAAAGCAGCUCACCUCGGAGCUGGGCGGCCUGGAGAAGCACGCCCCCCUGCCAGCCCUGAGAGAGGAGGGCCUCUCCCGGGCGCCCUUUCUCUCUCUGUACCACAGCUACCCUCACUACCCCUACCUGUACUGCUGGGGCAGCUGGCACCCGGCUUUCUGGUAGCUGCCAGCACAGACGACAGCCACCCACGUGCAAUCCGAAACUGCCUUCCCCAGGCGCCCUUUCCAACAAGGCCAGAGGGGCCCAGGCCAGGGAGGGCUGGGGAGCAAGAGGCGUGCAGACCACACUGUUGGAGGUGUGCGUGUAAAUUCCAGAUUCUUCACUGGUGGCCCAGGGAAAGAUCUGGGCCAGUGAAUAAUUUAAUAUCUGAACAGUCCCCCCAACACACGACGCAGGUCAUUUUUGCUUUGAGAGACCUGUUUGAAGUGGAGAGGGGUAAAGUCAACUGGUUUCCCGCUCUUGACUGUGGUUUUGUCCAAGCGGUCCACACUGCGUCUGAGAAUUUCGUUCCUGUAACUUCGUUCCCUGAGGUAACUGAGCAGUGACUCUGAGAGAUCAAACCUGAGAAAGGAUGGCCAAGACAAGGAUGUCACCUACUGAAUUAGACUUAAGCUCAAAAGCCUCUUUGGCUUUGGAAUAUGACCCAAGUUUCUCUCUGUCCCUGUGAGAGAGGGAAAUAGAAGAUCUCUCUGAGAAACUGGUCAUGCUCAGCGCACAUUGGCUUGGGCUAUGGAGAUUAGGAGGAGAUGGAAAUAUAAGCUGCUGCUUAUGCCUUUUUCAAGAGUACGGCAACCGAGGUGUGUGCAGUGUGGCCCAAGUAGACCAAGAAGCACUCACUGUGGGUGUAAGACAAGCUGUAGAAACAGAACACUACUGUAAGAAGCGGGCUUAGGCCGUAUGAGUCUCCAUAUGUCCAAGACAGAAGCCAAAGGAGCAGUCUCCACACUGCUGCUGGGGACAUUGCAAUUUUAUUAGCAAAAGGUAAA